UACAGCUGUCAGUUGUCGCGCAGCUUUCGUUGGAGUUUUAACUGUGUUAUAGCAUACGAGAAAAAUGCCCGGUACGGUAUCUAAAACUAUCGACACCGCAAAGGUGGAGGAAUUGAGGAAUAAAGUGUUGAAGGAUUACGAAGAACACCCAGACUUGUACUACCCUCAAGACAUAGAACGUUUCAAGGAAGAUGAUUGGUACUGUCAGAGAUUCCUGCUUCACUUGGAUAAUACUCCGGAACAAGCAGAAAAAAUGGCUAAAGAUGCCUUACAGUGGAGGAAAAAGUUUGGUGUCUGUGAUCUGCACGAGGAUAACUUACCUACAGAAUUCUUCGAAUUAGGAGGGACUAUUCCUUUUAACAAGGAUAAAGAAGGACAUAGCAUAAUUUUAGUAAAAGUGAAACUGCAUAGAAAACGAGAAGAGGAAGCGGAAGACGUUAGACGUUUCCUGGUUUACUGGGUCGAAAAGUUAGAUCGAAUGAACCAGGGGGAAGGAAUUACGGUUAUCUACGAUUGUAGAGAUUCGGGACUUUCAAAUCUGGAUAUGGACGUAAUCAAGUUCAUGAUCGAUCUCUUCAAAAAUUACUAUCCACAUACUUUAGGUUAUCUACUCGUAUUCGAUAUGCCAUGGUUAUUCAACGCCGCUUGGAAGAUCGUCAAGACCUGGCUUUCUAAGAGCGCGGUCGAGAGAAUAAAGUUCGUCUCGGGAAACGAGAUUUUCGAUUACGUAGACAAACCGAUGCUGCCGGUAGACAUGGGAGGUUCGACAAAUACGGAAUACGUCUACAAGCAAGGAAGUUGCGGAAGUUGCCUUCAACCAGUUAACGUCUUGAAGGAAAAAGUAGCGGCUUGAAACUAGUUUUGUUUAAUUAAACGAAUUUAACCAAGCCAGAAUAUUAUAUAAACUUUAUUAUUGAAUUUUAUUUGAUACAUAUGAUAUAAAUUCGUACUUUGUACGCAACAUUUUCUUAUAAAGAACUUGUAUAGUUUUCUUUAAUAAAAAUUUUAUUAAAGUUUUA
Messenger RNA from Centruroides sculpturatus (bark scorpion), 1019 nucleotides. RefSeq names its product motile sperm domain-containing protein 2-like. The record is from RefSeq and is a predicted model, not a curated record. Bases 65 to 853 code for a protein of 262 amino acids. The transcript has 8 exons. Lineage: Eukaryota; Metazoa; Arthropoda; Arachnida; Scorpiones; Buthidae.